Molecule: messenger RNA, 909 nt
Organism: Thlaspi arvense
Lineage: Eukaryota; Viridiplantae; Streptophyta; Magnoliopsida; Brassicales; Brassicaceae
Source: the annotation of a GenBank genome assembly
AUGGUGGGGGAAACCGAGGGUUUCGAUCUGGUGGACGUUUCAAUGCCAGACUGUAUGAAUGGAAUGAUCAAGGGACUGAGGCGCUUCGACUGUCAAGUUCUUUCGGAUUGGCCUUUUCGUUCCUUGGUCUUGCAGUAUGCUAAGGUUGGGCUUCAUCGUUAUAACUUAUGGGAGGGGACAAACUUCGAGUUCGAUGCGUUACUGAACUUCAACAUGACACCGAACUGUGUUGCGUCGUAUUACAUUACUUUGCUUGCACAUGAUCCAUCUGCUGGCUCAGAGCCGAAACACUUCCAGGUUCGAAUUGAUGAACAAGAAUAUAGCAGCUUGGAUUUGGCUUGCUCAAUUGCCAGACCUAAAGUUCCUAAAGAUGAAGUGACCACCAAGAAGCCGUACAUACCUCACUUCCAUGGUGGCGCAGUGGCAGAUGGAAUCUUCGAAGGUGAAUUGCCUGAUUGGCCAUCAGAUGAUGAUUUCAGUGAUGAAAAACGAUUUUACGUGGUGGAGACACAAGAGUUGCAAGAGGUUGAUUGGGUAUUAAUGUACUUGGAACUUGUCAUUUGUGCGCAUGAUAGGUUUACUUCAGCUAGCGAUCUGUUGGAGUUGGAGAUUGUGAAAGUGGUGAUAGAAAGUUAUGAAGACGGGUUGGGGCCGGACUGGAAACUCGGGCGCAAAAGUGCGAAUGUGUACAUAACCUAUAAAGAUAAGAGUAAGGCUGAUGUGAAUGUUGAACGCAAAGCUAUGGUUAGAAGGGUUGUCGAUGAAGGUACAAAGUAUUUGAGCCUCAUUGGUAAGCUUUGUGGUGGUCCGAAAGAAGAGCAGCGUUUUAGGGUUCACGUUCGUAAGCAUCACGAGAAGCAUUUUGGAAAACUCGAUAGUUCUUCUGGAACGCGGCCUGGCUUAGACUAG